Lineus longissimus is the source of this 763-nucleotide messenger RNA. Its product is annotated as caveolin-3-like. The transcript has 2 exons. Gene Ontology annotation, molecular function: molecular adaptor activity. Gene Ontology annotation, cellular component: plasma membrane; caveola. The coding region runs from base 54 to 437 and encodes 127 amino acids. Gene Ontology annotation, biological process: caveola assembly. The record is from RefSeq and is a predicted model, not a curated record. NCBI's taxonomy places the organism in Eukaryota, Metazoa, Nemertea, Pilidiophora, Heteronemertea, Lineidae.
CGGAAGGAAACUUACACCCCUUUAUCGCUUUGCUGCCGAAAUAAACUAACAGAAUGGCUGACGGACCCGAUAUGGAGAAUCGCGACCCUAACAACAUCAACGACCAUCUACAGGUCGCAUUCGAAGAUGUGUUCGCCGAGCCCGACCACGCCCACAGUCUCGACUGCGUGUGGAGGAACUCCUACAAGUGCUUCAACUGCACCAAGAACUGCUGCUACCUCGCCCUCACUACCCUCUGCAGUAUCUUCGUCGCCUUCUGCUGGGCCUGCGAGUUUGCCACACUCACUUUCUACCACGUCUGGUACGUCACGCCAUGCUUCAAGGUCUGCGAAAUCGAGCUCGGCUGCUGCAAGAAAUUCUACUCGCUGUGCAUGAGGUGUGCAUUGGAUCCUCUUUGUGAAGCAUGUGGCUUGUUGUUCAGUGCAUUCAAGAAAUGAUGGACUUGAUGACAAACUGAGUGGAGAACACUGUGAACUCUUCUGUGGAUUUCCAUGAGUGGGGAAUAGUCUGACCUUGACAUCACCUUCAGACAUUUUCUGAGCAGUCUACUCAUUUGCUCUUAAGACAAAUUUGAUAUUGGCGGAGAGAUACACAUGGACUUGCCUUCGUACUGGGGUUUCGGACAAUUAGCCUCAUAAUCUUAUGAUGAUUUUUAUGUGGAUUAAAAUGUUAUUCGUUCGACAUUGUCAAAGAGUGAUCGUGACGAAGUACAAUAUUUAUUCUCAUUGAAAAUUAUAUCAUAUUUAUGUAUACAUUAUUUAUU